AUGCAGUGCAGUCACACACCGCUCGGUCAAUGGCUGCAGCAGAAUGGUGGUCAAUUCCACCCCAACCUCAUCUUCAAAUCGGGUGCAUCUCUGCUCUCUACCUCGCACGGAGCUCGUAGCUCGUAGCUCGUAGCUCGUAGCUCAGCCCUCGACCCCUAACUAGCAACUGACUCGCUUCGAGCUCCUCCAACCCAGAUGAGUUCGGAACCUCAGUUUACGCUACCUCGAACCUGGGCCCUGGAACAUCGACCGUGGCAUGUCCCUUCGCACUCGCCAUCACUCCCGCUUCAUGUCGGACGGCGCUUUCCUCGUUCCUCUCGUCCCCAGCUCUGACCGAUCAUCAAGCGACGUGUCUCUGCCUCGUGCUGCACCGCAUCGACGUUGCAACGAUACCACCGGCCGUUGAGCUCCGUCACCAGGUCUACGUCGAUACCCUCCCUACCGCAUUCGAUACCCCUCUGUGGUGGACGAAGGCCGAAGUCGAGCUUCUGCGAGGCACGAACCUCAAAGGUGCUGUCGUCGAUCGAUCCAAGUCAUGGAAAGCCGAAUGGUCCAGCCUUGUUGAGCUCUUGCCCGAAUCCUUGAAACCUCAAGUAACAUGGUCCGUACCUCUUCCUGCUCCGCGGAACCCGCCGAACCUGAUCCCUUCUCGCUCGUGCCCUCUCAGGCCCCUCUACCUCUGGGCCAGCAGCAUCGUCUCUUCCCGAUCCUUCCCCUCCUCCCUCAUUACGGGCCCCACGACCCCCGACCCGGACCCCGUGCUCUUCCCCGGCGUAGACACCCUCAACCACGCCUACGCAACCCCCAUCACCUGGUCCUCGGACGUCAAACACCCUACCCAUCCUUCCCUUUCCCUCAUCCUCGAAUCCCAAGUCGGCGAAGACGAACAGGUGUUCAAUACUUAUGGACCUAAAGCUAAUGAGGAAUGGUUAUUGGGAUACGGCUUCGUACCUGAAGAGAACCCAUCGGAUUUGCUCGUAUUGGCACUCUCGAAACCACCUUCGUCUUCGUCGGACACGAUUACGCCCUCGACGUUGUCCACGACGUUGGAGAUGUUGGGUCUGAAUGAAAUUUGGAGGCAUUCGGUGCCUCGCUCCGGAGUGAUACCGAAAGAUUUGUUGGACCAAAUUCGAUGGCUCAUAGCGGGCACAUGGCCAAGUUCCGAGAUUGGCGAGAUGCGAUUGGAAGAGAUGAGGGAAGGCGGGAAGGACGUCUUCCUGGGUUAUGAAGUCGAAUACGAAGCGAUCGAUUCGUUGGGAAGUAUGAUUGGGUCCAAGAUUGAAAAGGUCGUGACUUACGAGGACGAUUACGAAUUCGUUCUGGAGAAUGUCAAGGAGGAGAGGAGGGAAAUGGCGAGGAGGUAUAGGCGUAGUUCGUUGCGAUCCUUUCGUACGCAAUCCGUGGUUGAUCCAGUGGUGGACUGACCUUUUUUCUUUGCGUGGUUCUCUAUGAUCAGGCCAACUGGAGAUCCUACAAGCCGUCGACGCUCAUCUCGAGAUGCUGAUGGAUAAAUUGGAGGAGCGAGCGCACAAGGAGGGGUACGACUUUACUACGUUGGGGAACGGUGACGAGGAUGACAUUGAUGAGGAAGAGGAGACAAACAAUGAAGAAUGA
Messenger RNA from Microbotryum saponariae, 1614 nucleotides. The record is from the annotation of a GenBank genome assembly. NCBI's taxonomy places the organism in Eukaryota, Fungi, Basidiomycota, Microbotryomycetes, Microbotryales, Microbotryaceae.